AUGACAGCGCCCUCAGUAUCCGCAAUCUCUGCCUACCGCCAACUCCUCCGCGCCACCCGUAUAGCCUUUAAAGAUGAUCAUAGAAUCCUCCUCGCCGCCCGCACCGAAGCACGCAAGCAAUUCAAUGCCCACAAACGCACCGCCGUCGACACACCCAUGCAAAUCCAGCACGCGCUCGAGACGGCAAGUAUUUUGCGACACAACAUUGUCCAGGGCGCGAGGGAUGCUGAGAGGGAGGAUGGGAAAUGGGAAUUGAGGAUUCACGAUGAGAUUGAACGAGGGGAUAACGAUUCCGUCAAAAUUGGGGGGAAGAAUGUCAAGAUUGAAAAGGCUUGUUCGUGA
This is a messenger RNA of Talaromyces amestolkiae, 342 nucleotides long. RefSeq lists its product as uncharacterized. The coding region runs from base 1 to 342 and encodes 113 amino acids. The record is from RefSeq and is a predicted model, not a curated record. NCBI's taxonomy places the organism in Eukaryota, Fungi, Ascomycota, Eurotiomycetes, Eurotiales, Trichocomaceae. The transcript has 3 exons. Gene Ontology annotation, biological process: mitochondrial respiratory chain complex III assembly.